Messenger RNA from Prunus armeniaca (apricot), 1641 nucleotides. The record is from the annotation of a GenBank genome assembly. Lineage: Eukaryota; Viridiplantae; Streptophyta; Magnoliopsida; Rosales; Rosaceae.
AUGAACUAUAACGCAAGCAACCUGCCUAAAAGUAAGAAUAUGCGGGGUAUUCAUUGGACUAAAUGGGAGACAUUAUGUGUGAGCAAGCAGAUUGGAGGAUUGGGAUUUAGAGACCUUGAGGCUUUUAAUCAAGCUCUUCUGGCAAAACAAAGUUGGAGAUUAUUCUUUAAUUGCAAUUCCUUGGCAGCGAGAAUUUUCAAGGCCCGAUAUUUUCCGCAUUGUAAUUUUUUAGAAGCUGGAUUGGGGUAUCGACCCUCACGUAUUUGGAGUUCGUUGAUAUGGGGGAAGGAUUUGUUGAAGGCGGGUUUGCGGUGGAGAGUUGGAAAUGGUGAAGAUAUAUAUGUUUAUCAGGAUCGGUGGGUGCCUUUACCAAUGAAUUUCAAGAUUAUCUCAAUGCCACAAUUCGAUGUUUCUAUGAAAGUAUGUGAGUUGUUUAAUGCAGCUGGACAAUGGGAUGAAGAACUAUUAAAAGCUAAUUUUUGGGAACAGGAAGUGAAGGCUAUCCUCCAAAUUCCACUGGCUUCAAAUCAUAGAGAGGAUAAAUUAAUUUGGCAUUAUGAUCAAAGCGGCAAAUACUCAGUCAGGAGUGGUUAUAUGGUUGCAUGCAUGAAGAAGCAAAGGGAAAAUGGCAUGGAAGGAUCCUCGACACAAGAUGGUACAUUUUUAUGGAAAAAAUUGUGGAGUUUGCAGGAGCCUAAUAAAAUCAAAUUCUUUCUAUGGAGAUGUAUAUGGGGGUUUUUGCCUAGUAGACAAAAUUUGUACCACAAGAAGAUCUUGAAUUCUCCAAUAUGUCCACGUUGUGGGAAGAAUGUGGAGUUAGUUAUGCAUGCAAUAUGGGCUUGUAGUGAAGUGAAAGCAAUAUGGUCUUUAUCACCUUGGAGUGCCAAUCGCCAUGAGUGGAGAAUUACAUCUUUCAAGGAACUUUGGCAAGCUGUGAUUGUGGUCUCAAGUAACCAGGAGGUGGAUCUUUUUGCUUUUCUAUGCUGGGAUAUUUGGAAUGACAGAAACAAUCUGUUGUUUCAAGGACGCAGUCUUGAGAGUGUAUCAGUGUUUAACAAAGCUUUGGCUUAUCACACGGAGUUUUACUCUGUAACUCUUGCCCCUAUAUGCUCCCAUAAUAGGCAAGGGCCUAGUCAGAGUUCUGUUAAUUGGCAUGCCCCAUUGGAUGGUCAGUACAAAAUUAAUGUUGAUGGGGCAGCCAAACUUGCUGGGUUAUUACGGGGAGUUGGAGUAGUGAUUCGCAAUGGAAAUAAAGAGUUUAUGGCUGCUUGUUCUCGACAAGUGAUAGGACAUUUUAGUGCACAAGCUAUGGAACUAACUGCUGCAAGGGAAGGUCUUCAAUUCGCAUUUGAUCUUGGCUUUCGUGACAUAGUGUUAGAAAUGGAUGCGCAGGGGGUGGUAGAUAGAAUCAACUCGAAUGAAGAGUGUUUUGAAGCUGAAGGGAAUAUAGUGGAAGAUAUCAAGGAGAUGCAGGGGUGGUUUAGAUCUUUCUCCUGUAAUUGGCAACGACGAGAAGGUAACAAGGUUGCCCAUGAGCUAGCUCAAUUUGGCACUCGGAACGCUGGUUUUUUCACAUGGAUUGAGGAGGAGCCAUUAUGGCUAACUCCUUUUCUUUCUGCAGAUCUAAAAGCUAAUGGUUGA